AUGCCCCUGUCUUUGGCUUCUCCCCUCCUGCCCCACGUUUCUUCCCUCCCUGCCCCCCGUCUGCCCCUCCCUUGUUUUCCCCCUCACCCAUUGCUUCUCUCCUCCCUGCCCUUGAUUUCCACACACCCCUGCCCUCGUUCCUAUCAUCCAUGCCCCUCGUUUCCCCCCUUUGUACUUCAGCCUCUUCCCUCCCUGCCCCUCCCUUCCUCCCCCCUGCCCUUUGCUCUCCCCUCGUUACGCUCCCUUCUCCCCAUCCCUGCUGCCCUCUUACCACCAUCAGCCCAUCCCCACGACCAGCCCCCUCCCACCCUUCAAUCCCCCCCUCCCUCUCUCUCUCUCUUCUCUCUCUCUCUCUCUUUCUCCACACACACACACACACCACACUCCCCUCCCCCAUCCCCCCCCACCUACAUCCUCCAUUCUGCCCCUCCCUGCCCCUUUCCCACCCCUCGCACGCCCCUCACCUCCCACCUCCGUGCAACUGGUUUCCCCCCUAUGGUGCAACCCUUGCAUCGCUCGCACCCCUGCUCACCCUCUGCCGCCCUUUUCCGUGCCCUCAGUUGGCCCGGCCCUGCCCGUUGCUGCCCCUCCCCUUGCCCCCUCAACUCCCCUGCCCCCUGUACACCCAAGUCCCAUCCAACCGCCCCCACCCUCCCCCGGCUGCCCGUUUCCGUUCUCUCCACCCCCGCGACCGUGUGCGGCUUCCAACCGCCCAACGGUGGUGCGCACGGGGCUCACACCCCCUGCCCCCUCAUGCCAUCCGCUCCCCCCGCCCCUACCCUCCGCGUGCCCGCUCCCUUGCCGCCUCUUUUGACCCUCCCUGCCCCCCCUCGCCGUUUCCCACCGCCCGCCAUUCGCUCCUCCCCUCCUCUGCUGCACGCCUCUUCCUUCCCCUCGCCGACCCACUCCACUCCCUGCCCCUCCUCAAUCCGCACCCUGCCCUCGUAUCUCGCCCCCCUAUGCUUGGUUUCUCCCCUCCCUGCCCCUCGCCGCCUUCCCCGCUCCCCACCUCCCCUCUCCCUGCCCCCCCACACUCUCCCCCCCCCCUUGUCCUUGGCUUCCUACCUCCCUGCCUCACUUUCCCCCCUCCGUGUGCUCAGCUUCUCCCCUCCCUGCCCCUCCCUCCUCCCCGCCCUGCCCCUCAUUUUCCGCCCCCCCCCCCCCACGCCCGGUUUCUCCCUCCCCGCGCCUCCCUUUCUUUCUCCGUGCCUCUCCUUUGCUCCCUCCCUGCCCCCGCCUGCCCAUGCCCCUGUCUUUGGCUUCUCCCCUCCCUGCCCCACGUUUCUUCCCUCCCCGCCCCCCCCCUGCCCGUUGCUGCCCCUCCCCUUGCCCCCUCAACUCCCUGCCCCCCGUACACCCCAAGUCCCAUCAACCGCCCCCACCCUCCCCCCCGGCUGCCCGUUUCCGCUCUCCACCCCCGCGACCGUGUGCGGCUUCCAACCGCCCAACGGUGGUGCGCACGGGGCUCACACCCCCUGCCCCCUCAUGCCAUCCGCUCCCCCCGCCCUACCCUCCGCGUGCCCGCUCCUUGCCGCCUCUUUUGACCCUCCCUGCCCCCCCUCGCCGUUUCCCACCGCCCGCCAUUCGCUCCUCCCCCGCCCGUGCGCUCCCCUCCUUUACCUUCUCCUCCCCCCCUCCCCUCCUCUGCUGCACGCCUCUUCCUUCCCCUCGCCGACCCACUCCACUCCCUGCCCCUCCUCAAUCCGCACCCUGCCCCCGUAUCUAUCUCGCCCCCCUAUGCUUGGUUUCUCCCCUCCCUGCCCCUCGCCGCCUUUCCCCGCUCCCCACCUCCCCCCUCUCCCUGCCCCCCCCACUCUCCCCCCCCCUUGUCCUUGGCUUCCUACCUCCCUGCCUCACCUUUCCCCCCUCCGUGUGCUCAGCUUCUCCCCUCCCUGCCCCUCCCUCCUCCCCGCCCUGCCCCUCAUUUUCCGCCCCCCCCCCCCCACGCCCGGUUUCUCCCUCCCCGCGCCUCCCUUUCUUUCUCCCGUGCCUCUCCUUUGCUCCCUCCCUGCCCCCGCCUGCCCAUGCCCCUGUCUUUGGCUUCUCCCUCCCUGCCCCACGUUUCUUCCCUCCCUGCCCCCCGUCUGCCCCUCCCUUGUUUUCCCCUCACCCAUUGCUUCUCUCCUCCCUGCCCUUGAUUUCCCACACCCCUGCCCUCGUUUCCUAUCAUCCAUGCCCCUCGUUUCCCCCCUUUGUACGUUCAGCCUCUUCCCUCCCUGCCCCUCCCUUCCUCCCCCCCUGCCCUUUGCUCUCCCCUCGUUACGCUCCCUUCUCCCCAUCCCUGCUGCCCUCUUACCACCAUCAGCCCAUCCCCACGACCAGCCCCCCUCCCACCCUUCAAUCCCCCCCUCCCUCUCUCUCUCUCUCUCUCUCUCUCUUUCUCACACGCACACACACACGCACACUCCCCUCCCCCACCCCCCCCCCUACAUCCUCCCAUUCUGCCCCUCCCUGCCCCUUUCCCACCCCCUCGCACGCCCCUCACCUCCCCACCUCCGUGCAACUGGUUUCCCCCCUAUGGUGCCACCCUUGCAUCGCUCGCCCCUCUGCUCACCCUCUGCCCGCCCCUUUUCCGUGCCCUCAGUUGGCCCAGCCCCUGCCCGUUGCUGCCCCUCCCCUUGCCCCCUCAACUCCCCUGCCCCCCGUACACCCCAAGUCCCAUCCAACCGCCCCCACCCUCCCCGGCUGCCCGUUUCCGCUCUCCACCCCGCGACCGUGUGCGGCUUCCAACCGCCCAACGGUGGUGCGCACGGGGCUCACACCCCCUGCCCCCUCAUGCCAUCCGCUCCCCCCGCCCCUACCCUCCGCGUGCCCGCUCCCUUGCCGCCCUCUUUUGACCCUCCCUGCCCCCCCCUCGCCGUUUCCCACCGCCCGCCAUUCGCUCCUCCCCGCUCCGUGCGCAUCCCCUCCAUUACCUUCUCCUCCCCCCCUCCCCUCCUCUGCUGCACGCCUCUUCCUUCCCCUCGCCGACCCACUCCACUCCCCUGCCCCUCCUCAAUCCGCACCCUGCCCCUCGUAUCUCGCCCCCCUAUGCUUGGUUUCUCCCCUCCCUGCACCUCGCCGCCUUUCCCCGCAUCCCCCACCUCCCCCCUCUCCCUGCCCCCCCCCACUCUCCCCCCCCCUUGUCCUUGGCUUUCCUACCUCCUGCCUCACCUUUCCCCCCUCCUCCUGCCCAUGCCCCUGUCUUUGGCUUCUCCCUCCCUGCCCACGUUUCUUCCCUCCCUGCCCCCCGUCUGCCCCUCCCUUGUUUUCCCCUCACCCAUUGCUUCUCUCCUCCCUGCCCUUGAUUUCCCACACCCCUGCCCUCGUUUCCUAUCAUCCAUGCCCCUCGUUCCCCCCUUUGUACGUUCAGCCUCUUCCCUCCCUGCCCCUCCCUUCCUCCCCCCCUGCCCUUUGCUCUCCCCUCGUUACGCUCCCUGCUCCCCAUCCCUGCUGCCCUCUUACCACCAUCAGCCCAUCCCCACGACCAGCCCCCUCCCACCCUUCAAUCCCCCCCUCCCUCUCUCUCUCUCUCUCUCUCUCCUCUCUCUCUCUCUCUUUCUCACACCACACACACACCGCACACUCCCCUCCCCCACCCCCCCCCCCACCUACAUCCUCCCAUUCUGCCCCUCCCUGCCCCUUUCCACCCCCUCGCACGCCCCUCACCUCCCACCUCCCGUGCAACUGCCCCUGCCCGUUGCUGCCCCUCCCCUUGCCCCCUCAACUCCCCUGCCCCCCGUACACCCCAAGUCCCAUCCAACCGCCCCCACCCUCCCCCGGCUGCCCGUUUCCGCUCUCCACCCCCGCGACCGUGUGCGGCUUCCAACCGCCCAACGGUGUCACACCCCCUGCCCCCUCAUGCCAUCCGCUCCCCCCGCCCCUACCCUCCGCGUGCCCGCUCCCUUGCCGCCUCUUUUUGCCCUCCCUGCCCCCUCUCGCCGUUUCCCACGCCCGCCAUUCGCUCCCUCCCCGCCCGUGCGCUCCCCUCCUUUACCUUCUCCUCCCCACUCCCCUCCUCUGCUGCACGGCCUCUUCCUUCCCCUCGCCGACCCACUCACUCCUGCCCCUCCUCAAUCCGCACCCUGCCCCUCGUAUCUCGCCCCCCUAUGCUUGGUUUCUCCCAUCCCUGCCCCUCGCCGCCUUUCCCCGCUCCCCACCUCCCCCCUCUCCCUGCCCCCCCCACUCUCCCCCCCCCCUUGUCCUUGGCUUCCUACCUCCCUGCCUCACCUUUCCCCCCUCCGUGUGCUCAGCUUCUCCCUCCCUGCCCCUCCUCCUCCCCAGCCCUGCCCUCAUUUUCCGCCCGCCCCCCCCCCCACGCCCGGUUUCUCCCCUCCCCGCGCCUCCCUUAUCUUUAUCCCGUGCCUCUCCUUUGCUCCCUCCCUGCCUCACCGCCUGCCCAUGCCCCUGUCUUGGCUUCUCCCCUCCCUGCCCCACGUUUCUUCCCUCCCUGCCCCCCUCCCAUCCAACCGCCCCCACCCUCCCCCGGCUGGCCCGUUUCCGCUCUCCACCCCCGCGACCGUGUGCGGCUUCCAACCGCCCAACGGUGGUGCGCACGGGGCGUUUCUUCGCAUGGGCAAGCCUCCCCGGGGGGCCCCCACCCCGCUGGGUCGUUCAUUACCGCCCCUCUCCCCUUAUCCCCCACCACGCCCCCAAGCAGGCCUUUCUCCCCCAGCCUCCCGUCUCCCUGCCCUUAGUACCGCCGCGCUCUGCCCGUGCGUCACCCUUGCCCACUUCAUACCACCUCCCCCUUCUCCCCCCCCCCCGGCUUCUCCCUAUCAUCACCCGCAUGUUCCCCCACUCCCCUGUCCACAACGUCCCUCCACCCCCCUUCCUGCUUUCCCCACUCCCACUCUGCCCCCCACACCUCUACGAGCCGUACUUCCCCCUCCAGCCUCCCUUUCCCCCCCAGCUACUUCCGCAUCCAGCGUGGGCUGCACCUCUGCAUCCCGCCCUGCCAGGCCCUUCGCCACCUACCCCAGCCUCCCUCUACCUCUCCCUAACUCCACACCGCCGUUCCUACCCCCAGCCAAGGUCUACACCCCUUGCUUUUGCUCCCUGGGCUGUGCCGUCCCCAACCUCCCUCCGCCUUUCCGCGGCACCAGACCGCCUCUCCCUCCCCCAGCCAACUUUUGCACCCCCUGUUCCUGCCCCUUGUGCCCUCCAACACCCUACCUCAACCCCCCCCAGUCUCCCCCUUCUCCAACACCCUCCAUAUUUCCUCCCCCCUGGGGCUCGCCCAUCCGCAGCUAUCACCCUUCAUCGAUUCCCCAAUUCCCUCUGUCCCCUGUUUCCCGGCCCCGCAUCCUAUCCUGCAUUUACCACAGCACCUCCUUUCGGUGCCCUCUCUGCCCUCCCACGUUCUCACCCCCCGCCUCCCAACCUUCUCAUUACCCGCUACCAGGCUCACGCCAACUCGACUACCCACUACCCUUUGCCCCUUCCUCUCUGUUCCCCACCCUUCCUUUCCCACCUGGCUCCACCUGCCCACCCCCACCUCCCGUGGAAUUCUGCCCUGCCCUCCCCACCUCUGGCCCACCACCUGUCCCACACCCUGCUCACCCACCGCUACACCACCCCCGCCCCCCCACCUCCACUACAGCCCGCCAACACUUCCCCUCUCAAUCGGCCCCCAGCCCGCCCCCCCCCUUGGGCCCCAAUCCCCUCCAACUGUCAGGCCCCCUCUACCCUCUCUUCCACCCACUGCGCACCGCUUUCCCCACCCUUUUCCCCUUUCCCCAAGCUAACCCCCCGCACCCCGGCCUCUGCCAGGGAGUUCCUUCCCCCUUUGACGCCCUCUUGAGCCAACCCCAGCAACUCACACCGCCACCGCCAGGCAUGCUGCCUCUAGCCAGGGGGGAACUUGCAGCUGACACUGCACGGGAAGGGGUAAGUGAGUUUGUGUGUGAAGGAGCAGCAGAGGCUACAGAGGAUGGGGCAGCAAAGGCUGCACGGGAAGGGGCAAUGGGGGUUGUGGGGGAAGGGGCAGCAGAGGCUGCAGAGGAAAGGGCGGCAGGGGCUGCACGGGAAGGGGCGGCAGGGACCGUGACUCUGGCCAGGCAAAGGGCAGAGGCCAUGGAGACAGGUUUUGCAGGAGUAGGGGCCACGGAACCUGCUGCUGCGUCGGCUGGGGGAACCGCAGCAGAGGAGGCUAUAGGGACCGCACCAGGUGAGGCCGCACAGACCACAGCAGGUGUGGCUGCAGGGAUCACAACGGGUGAGGCUGCAGGAGGGACCAUGGCAGGUGAGGCCGCAGGGAGCGCAGUAGGUGAGGCUGCGGGGAGCGCAGCAGGUGAGGCUGUAGGGGGCGCAGCAGGUGAGGCUGCAGAGAGCGCAGCAGGUGAGGCCGCAGGGAGCGCAGCAAGCGAGGCUGCAGGGAGCGCAGCAGGCGAGGCUGCAGGGAGCGCAGCAGGCGGGACUGCAGGGGCCACAGCAGGUGAGGCUGCGGCGGACGCAGCAGGUGAGGCUGCGAGGGCUGCAUCAUGUAAGGUUGGGCAGACUCUAGCAGGUGAGGCUGCACAGUCUACAGCUGGUGAGGUCGCAUGGACUGCAACAGGUGAGGCCGCAGGGACUGCAGCAGGUGAGGCGGCAGGGACCACAGCGGAUGAGGCUGCAGGCGGGACCAUGGCAGGUGAGGCCGCAGGGAGCGCAGCAGGUGAGGCUGAAAUAGCCGCAGCAGGUGAGGCUGCAGAGGCCGCAGCAUGUGAGGUUGAGCAGAUUCUAGCAGGUGAGGCUGCACAGACUGCAGCAGGUGAGGCCGCAGGGACUGCAGCGGGUGAGGCUGCAGGGACUGCAGCACGUGAGGCUGCAGGGACUGCAGCACGUGAGGCUACAGGGAUCGCGGCUGGUGAGGCUGAGCAGAUUACGGUAGGCGAGGUUUUACAGACUGCAGCAGUCGAGGCUGCAAGGACUGCAGCAGGAGCGACAGAGGCCACAGCGGGGGCUGGUAUAGGGGGAGGUGCUACGGGUGCAGCGGGGAAGGGGGUAACGGGGACUGGUGCGAGGGAGAGUGCCGCCCCGGCUGUAGCAAGAGAGGGUACGGCAGGGGCCUCAAAGGCAGAAGGUGAGGCUGCAGCUGAAGCAGCAGGGAGGGCCAUAGCACGGCCAGUAGGGGCGGCAGGGGCCGCAGCAAACUCGGGGAAACACACAGCAGGGCCGGCAGGGCCGGCAGAGACUGCAAAAGGGGCUAGCAGUAAAGCGGCAGCAGGCGGGGUGGGCUUGGGGGACAUAGGGGCAACAGGGGAAGGAGAGGGGAGGGUGGUCCCGACCGGGGUGGGCACUGAAGAGGGGGAUGUGAUAGCGAUAGAGGAGGAUGAGGGAGAGGAUGUGAUGCACAUUGACGGGCCACUGGCCCAAUACCUCACGCUUGACGAAGGACCGAUGGAGGGGCUGGGGGAGACCUUGAGGACAGAGCCGCGCGAGGGAGCCCCCAUCCUCACCUCCCGUCCUCCAGCCCACCAGCCCCCAGGAGCACCACUUCCCCACCCCCACCCUCAGGUCCCGGUAGUGUCCAGGGGGGCAGCCAAGGCCCUGGCCUUCUUGGCGGAGCCGUGCUCCCCGACCCCCACGCUGCUCCAUGGCCAGCCCCCCUCUCCGUCCCCAACGCCUGACCCCACGGUUGCAGGCGGUCCACCGGGAGAGCACGCGGCACACCUCUGCCCCCACCCUCAGGGGCUCCUUAGAGCACCACGUGGAGCAGCCAGGGCUCUGGUCUUCCUAGAGGAGCCAUGCUCCCCGACUCCUACCAACACCCAGCCACCCCUUACCGGCCCACUACCCCCUCCUCCACCAGGCCCCCCCCCACCCGGUAGUACACACAUCUCGGAGGUUGAAGCAUCUCUGCGGCCAAAUCCCUCUCCCACACGCUACAGGCACCCAAACCACCCGAGUCGCCGCACAGCCCCAACACGCCCACCCAACAGGCUGCCCUCCCCACACCACCCCCCCCAGGCAGCCGAGACCCACCCGCAAGGGCUUGCGCCCCAGGCUCAUGGGAGCGGCGGCACCCGGGUAGAGGGGCCCACAGGAGAGGCCACCACAGAGCCCACACAAAUCUCUCUCCCCCCACCGUUUGUACCUCGCUCUAACCUCCACACUGGCCCAGCCCCUCGACCCCCACCUCCAACCCCCUCUCCCGGCCGGGUUCCCCACGAGUGGCCCCGUUGGGCAGCCAUCACCCCCCACACACAGCUUGCCCGAUCUGUUCCCACGGAGGGGGAUGUUUCGAGGAGAGUGGGGAUGCACACAGAGCACCCCCUGCCUGGCGAACCACCCAUCCUCCCUCCACCCACCCCUUUGGCCCCACAGCCCCCCCUUCCUUCACAAACAGGCGCGGACAACCAGGUUGGCCGCCGGCGGAAGAACAGGGGCAGAGGAGGCAGAGGGUCAGCCCACGUACUCCCCCCUCCCUCCCUCCCCCACCAAGAGCCCCUCCCCACCUCACAUCCCGUUGAACAAUUACCAGGCCCUACCUCUACAGCCCGUCCACCAAACCUACACUCCCGCCCCGCUCCUGCACCUCCACAGGGCCAUGGGAGCGGACCAGCCCACUCACCCCCAUUCUGCCCCUCCCGUGCUGUGUCCCCCUCCCAGGUGGCGGCGGCCGCGAUCGCUACUGGGAGGGGGGCCGUCGGGUUGAGGGAUGCGCCCAUGGCAGACGCCACCGACUCCCCCUCCCAUCCCUCCCACCCCUUCCAUGUCGACGACCCCCUACCGCAACCCAUGGUGAUUGGGGAGGGCCAAGGGGGCCUUCUAGGGCAGGGUCCACACCCGAGCUCCGCUCAGCCAGCACGCCCCACUCCACCCUCUACCCUGCCAGCCCUCCUACUCUCACCUACAGGCAGGCAGGUCUUCGAGACCCCAGAGGAGGUGAGGGCUGGCAUUUCAGAUUUGCUGGCGAUACACCGCCUGAGCAGCUCUCCGGCUGCCCCCACCCUUCCAGUCCCACAGGACCGGACCCGGACGUAUGCGGAGGUCACCCGGUCUGUCCCUUCUUUUAUCCCCCCCGCCACUCAGCCAGGCGCGUCACUCCCGACCCCAAUGGAGACGGACCGGGGUCUGAGGCCGUGUCACUCGCACCUAGACGGGGUGGCGCCUCCCCCCGUUCAGCCCGUGGCGCAGGAGGUCACCAGCAGUAGGGAUGAGGCAUCCGCCCCUACCGAGACCCCUCCGCCUGGGGUAGCAGAGCCGUCACUUGAACCGCACCCCGCCGAGGGGCAGGAGCACACCACGGCACACACUUCAGGCUCACCUCCACGUCCCCCCUCCCCAGCUUCAACACCGGUGCCGGCACGAGGCCCGGCCCUAUCCUGUGCGACACCACCUCUAUCUUCGCUGACACCCCCCCCGCGCGGGGCUGGUGAGUCGUCUCCUCCCCUCAUCCCAGGCGAUCCUGUCGGAGCUCAGGCCGCCCACGGGGUCCCCUCUACAGCCAGUUCCGACGCCACGGCCCCGAUUGACCCCGCCGACACGGCGACAUCACCCGACCAGGUCGUGAGUUGCCCCACCUGCAGGAGCUCUCUCGCGAACCGACGCGCGCUCCAGCACCACAUUCCCUUCUGCCAUCCUGCGGACGCGGCUCGCAGGGCGCAGGCUGCCCAUGAUACCGCCUCGAUCAUCCCUUCCCUCUCACAGCCCCGUGCGACCGGGAUGCAGUUCACCGACGCACAGUGGCAGACGCUCGACUCGGUGGACUGGACAGAGUACUUCUCGCCCGAGCGUAUCCAUACACGCCCUCUCCGACGUGUCCCGGAGAGGGUCCGCGGAGGAUAUCUUGACGUCCUCAGUGCGAUCCUAGUCCGCAUUGCCCAGGACCCGGAGGCUGCUGGCCCUACCUUCCUCCUCGCUGCAGCGCCGACUCUUUUCCUUGUUCCAGCGACGCCACCCGACCGCUCGCACACGGCUGCCAUUGCAACGCGCAUCUCUCGCUUUGGUCGAGGUGAGUGGGCUGAGCUAGUCUCAGAUGCACUAGGCCGUCGCACACCCCUUCCUCGCCGCACAGGUCACCGGUCACGCACCGCCACCGAUCCCUCUGCAGCAGAUGAGCGCCGCAUUGCACGUUGCCUUCGUCUGGCAGCGUGCAAUGAGACCUCACGGGCGUGCGCGGCUCUCGAGUCCGCGGAGGCAGCCCCAGAUACACAGGGGACGAUACAGCGCCUGCAGUCGAAGCACCCCAACGCGGAGAGGCCGACCCCAGCUUGGCUGUCUGGCUUCCAGGGGUCCCCUCUCGUGCUCUCGGUGGAUCACUUACGCCGCGCGAUUUUCACAGCUCCGCGGGGCUCUUCGGGAGGACCGUCCGGUUGGGUCGCUGAGCACCUGCGAGACACUUUCCUAGCUUUCCCUCAGAGUCUCCAUUUCCUCCUGGCCGUGUACCAGCAGUGGCUCCGAGGCCGUUGCGCUCCAGCUGCGCGCUCCUUGCUAGCGUCCUCCACCCUCGUGGCUCUGGCGAAGUCGAACAUGGAUGUUCGGCCGAUUGCCAUCGGCGAGGUUUUGGUCCGCAUUCUUUCUCGGGCAGUUUGUCUCCAGCUACGUGACCAGAUGGCGAGGGUCUUCUUGGCAUCACAGCAGUUUGGGGUGGGGGUUACGUGCGGGACAGAGGUCGUAGUUAGAGGCGUCCGCCGCGCUCUGGCUGACCACCCAGACUGGGUGGUCCUGCAGCUAGACGUGGCGAAUGCCUUUAACUCUUUCCACCGAGACAGGAUGUUUCAGGCGCUGCAGGCCAGUCCGGAGUUUCAGUGUCUGAUCCCCUUCAUCGGCCUCUUCUACGGGACGCCCUCGGAUCUCCACUACAGGUCAGGCACGGGAGUGGUCACGAUGCACUCGGAGCGGGGCACUCGCCAGGGAGACCCUCUCAGCCCCUUCUUGUACGCUCUGACACAGCGUCUUGCUUUGGAGCCGGUUCUGGCGGAGGGGGAUGUCCAGCUCUGGUCGUACGCCGAUGACACGUACGUGCUAGGUCCCCCAGACAGGGUGCUGCACCAUUUUGCCGAGAUCGUGAGGCGCUUGGGCGAGAUGGGCCUUGCAGCCCAGCCGCACAAGUGCCUCGUCUACCAGACAGAGUCCUUUCUGUCCAGGGAUCUGGAGGCUUUCACGGGCCUAGGGAUCGAGGUCGCACGCCGAGGGCUCACCGUGACAGGCGUACCGGUAGGCACCGUUUCGUUCGUGGAGCAGAGUCUCCCGGAUCGUCUCGAGAGGAUGGGGCGGGUGCUACCUUGGCUUCCGAGGUUGCGCCAGCCCCAGACAGCUGCCCGCCUUCUUUCGGCGUGUGUCAGCACUCGUCCGCAGUACCUGUCGAGGACCGUCCCUCCUUCGCCCGCAGUGAUCUCCAGUUUUACACGGUGGGACGCACGCCUGGGAGAGACUUUUCAGCAGCUUUUAGCUUCAGGGACCUGGGCUUGUCGCGAGGACGUCCGAGAGGCCGCCCUAGACCAGAUCUUCCUCCCCAUCCGUCUCGGGGGUUUCGGCAUUCGUCGCAUGGCGCGCAUGGCCCCGGUGAGUUUCGUGUGCUCCUGGGUGCAGUGUGCACCCAUUCUCUGUUCUCUCCCUGCGUGUGGCGAGGUGUUUCGGCAGAGCUUCGCUUCAGGUGAGCCAGAGCAGAUCGACCGGGCUCUGCAGACGGCGCUAGAGGGUCUCCCUCCUGACGUUCUCUCUCUCCUUCCCCCCUGGCCCUCUUGCGCUUCUGCCUCCCCCGAUUCCCUUUUUGCAGGAGCGAGCCGUCUUCUGGAGGCGCAUGCCUUGGAGGCCGUGCGUGCCCGUCACACCUCUCCCUUGCACCUUGCCCGUUUGACUUCCCUUCAGGGCGGAGGUGCAGGAGCGUGGUUGACGUCGGUGCCGUACGCCGACCCACUGCGCAUCCCGGAGGCGCUGUGGCAGGCGGCUUCAUCUUCUCGUCUUGGUCUCCCUAUCCCCCAGUUAGCCCUUGCAGGUCAGUGCUCCUGCGGACAGGCGAUUGACGACAUGACGGUGCCUCAUCACGCGGUUCGGUGCCCGCGUUACGGGGUCGCCACUACCAUCCACGACACGGUGAAGUACAUGCUUCGAGACUUUGCGGUCGAGGCGGGCUUCGCGGUAAAGGUGGAGGACUCUACGCUGUUCACACAGUUGGAGGCGGCUCGAGCGAGACUACUGGGACAGCCAGUGGUGGGAGAGGGGACACGGGCUGAGGGACCGGGGGAGCGGAGAGGCGAGGCGGGACAGCCGGGUGGCGGGGGACAGUGGGGACGGCACCAGCUGCGGGGUCAGGUGGAGCGAGGGACAGGUGGGCAGAGGGGACGGCAGGGGGAGCAGACGGGCCAGGACGGGGAGGGGGGACGGCACAGGCAGCAGCAGGAGAGCCAGUGGAGGCCGCGGGCCCAGGGCGCCGCGCCUCCAGGUUCGGCCUCGGGGGCGGGGCAGGGGCGGGAGCAGCAGAGAGCGGACGGAGGUACAGGAGGGGCAGCGGGAUUGGGAGGGGAGGGCCAGGGAGUGAGAGAGGCAGCAGGGGAUGGAGCAGGGGGGUCGGGAGGUUUGGGGGAGGGUAGGGAGGGGGAGGGGAGAGGACAGGUGGAUGGAGGAGAGGAGAGGGGGAGAGAGACGAUCGGAGAGGGGGCACCAAGGGACCAGACAGGGCAGCAGCCAGCGCAACAGCAGGGACCAGUCGGACGCACAGGCCGUGUAGGCACCGCCUCCCGCAUUCCAGACCUCACCUGCCGCGACGUUGGCCAGGGUCUGAUGGUUCUUGUGGAUGUCUCCAUAGCGGAUCCACAGCGGGAGGGGAACGUGCAGCUGAGACGGGCGACCCCCACACAGAUUGGAGUGGCAGCAGCUAGGCGGGUGCAGGAGAAGCUGCGUCACUGGGGGCCGCACUUAGAGGGGCUGCAGCCGGCACCACACUUUUACGCGUGCGUGGCGGAGACCUUUGGCCUUCUGAGUGAGCCGCUGCGUCAGUUUCUGGGGCUCUGCGCAAAGAGGAUAGCACAGCGGAGGAGGGAUAGAGGUGGGGGGGAUGACGGAUCGGCACGGAUAUUUGAGGCAGGACUCACUACACGCCUCUCCGUUGCACUGCAGCGCGCGCAGGCUCAAUGCAUGAUCCAGCAUGCGGUGCGGCAGUUAGGGAGUCACACCCCCUGCCCCUCAUGCCAUCCGCUCCCCCCCGCCCCUACCCUCCGCGUGCCCGCUCCCUUGCCGCCUCUUUUGACCCUCCCUGCCCCCCUCGCCGUUUCCCACCGCCCGCCAUUCGCUCCUCCCCGCCCGUGCGCUCCCCUCCUUUACCUUCUCCUCCCCCCUCCCCUCCUCUGCUGCACGCCUCUUCCUUCCCCUCGCCGACCCACUCCACUCCCUGCCCCUCCUCAAUCCGCACCCUGCCCCUCGUAUCUCGCCCCCCUAUGCUUGGUUUCUCCCCUCCCUGCCCCUCGCCGCCUUUCCCCGCUCCCCACCUCCCCCCUCUCCCUGCCCCCCCCACUCUCCCCCCCCCCUUGUCCUUGGCUUCCUACCUCCCUGCCUCACCUUUCCCCCCUCCGUGUGCUCAGCUUCUCCCCUCCCUGCCCCUCCCUCCUCCCCGCCCUGCCCCUCAUUUUCCGCCCCCCCCCCCCCCCACGCCCGGUUUCUCCCCUCCCCGCGCCUCCCUUUCUUUCUCCGUGCCUCUCCUUUGCUCCCUCCCUGCCCCCGCCUGCCCAUGCCCCUGUCUUUGGCUUCUCCCCUCCCUGCCCCACGUUUCUUCCCUCCCUGCCCCCCGUCUGCCCCUCCCUUGUUUUCCCCUCACCCAUUGCUUCUCUCCUCCCUGCCCUUGAUUUCCCACACCCCUGCCCUCGUUUCCUAUCAUCCAUGCCCCUCCCCCUGCCCGUUGCUGCCCCUCCCCUUGCCCCCUCAACUCCCCUGCCCCCCGUACACCCCAAGUCCCAUCCAACCGCCCCCACCCUCCCCCGGCUGCCCGUUUCCGCUCUCCACCCCCGCGACCGUGUGCGGCUUCCAACCGCCCAACGGUGUCACACCCCCUGCCCCCUCAUGCCAUCCGCUCCCCCCGCCCCUACCCUCCGCGUGCCCGCUCCCUUGCCGCCUCUUUUGACCCUCCCUGCCCCCCCUCGCCGUUUCCCACCGCCCGCCAUUCGCUCCUCCCCGCCCGUGCGCUCCCCUCCUUUACCUUCUCCUCCCCCCUCCCCUCCUCUGCUGCACGCCUCUUCCUUCCCCUCGCCGACCCACUCCACUCCCUGCCCCUCCUCAAUCCGCACCCUGCCCCUCGUAUCUCGCCCCCCUAUGCUUGGUUUCUCCCCUCCCUGCCCCUCGCCGCCUUUCCCCGCUCCCCACCUCCCCCCUCUCCCUGCCCCCCCCCACUCUCCCCCCCCCCUUGUCCUUGGCUUCCUACCUCCCUGCCUCACCUUUCCCCCCUCCGUGUGCUCAGCUUCUCCCCUCCCUGCCCCUCCCUCCUCCCCGCCCUGCCCCUCAUUUUCCGCCCCCCCCCCCCCACGCCCGGUUUCUCCCCUCCCCGCGCCUCCCUUUCUUUCUCCGUGCCUCUCCUUUGCUCCCUCCCUGCCCCCGCCUGCCCAUGCCCCUGUCUUUGGCUUCUCCCCUCCCUGCCCCACGUUUCUUCCCUCCCUGCCCCCCGUCUGCCCCUCCCUUGUUUUCCCCUCACCCAUUGCUUCUCUCCUCCCUGCCCUUGAUUUCCCACACCCCUGCCCUCGUUUCCUAUCAUCCAUGCCCCUCCCCCUGCCCGUUGCUGCCCCUCCCCUUGCCCCCUCAACUCCCCUGCCCCCUGUACACCCCAAGUCCCAUCCAACCGCCCCCACCCUCCCCCGGCUGCCCGUUUCCGCUCUCCACCCCCGCGACCGUGUGCGGCUUCCAACCGCCCAACGGUGGUGCGCACGGGGCUCACACCCCCUGCCCCCUCAUGCCAUCCGCUCCCCCCGCCCCUACCCUCCGCGUGCCCGCUCCCUUGCCGCCUCUUUUGACCCUCCCUGCCCCCCCUCGCCGUUUCCCACCGCCCGCCAUUCGCUCCUCCCCGCCCGUGCGCUCCCCUCCUUUACCUUCUCCUCCCCCCUCCCCUCCUCUGCUGCACGCCUCUUCCUUCCCCUCGCCGACCCACUCCACUCCCUGCCCCUCCUCAAUCCGCACCCUGCCCCUCGUAUCUCGCCCCCCUAUGCUUGGUUUCUCCCCUCCCUGCCCCUCGCCGCCUUUCCCCGCUCCCCACCUCCCCCCUCUCCCUGCCCCCCCCACUCUCCCCCCCCCCUUGUCCUUGGCUUCCUACCUCCCUGCCUCACCUUUCCCCCCUCCGUGUGCUCAGCUUCUCCCCUCCCUGCCCCUCCCUCCUCCCCGCCCUGCCCCUCAUUUUCCGCCCCCCCCCCCCCACGCCCGGUUUCUCCCCUCCCCGCGCCUCCCUUUCUUUCUCCGUGCCUCUCCUUUGCUCCCUCCCUGCCCCCGCCUGCCCAUGCCCCUGUCUUUGGCUUCUCCCCUCCCUGCCCCACGUUUCUUCCCUCCCUGCCCCCCGUCUGCCCCUCCCUUGUUUUCCCCUCACCCAUUGCUUCUCUCCUCCCUGCCCUUGAUUUCCCACACCCCUGCCCUCGUUUCCUAUCAUCCAUGCCCCUCCCCCUGCCCGUUGCUGCCCCUCCCCUUGCCCCCUCAACUCCCCUGCCCCCCGUACACCCCAAGUCCCAUCCAACCGCCCCCACCCUCCCCCGGCUGCCCGUUUCCGCUCUCCACCCCCGCGACCGUGUGCGGCUUCCAACCGCCCAACGGUGGUGCGCACGGGGCGUUUUCUUCGCAUGGGCAAGCCUCCCCGGGGGCCCCCCACCCCGCUGGGUCGUUUCACACCCCCUGCCCCCUCAUGCCAUCCGCUCCCCCCGCCCCUACCCUCCGCGUGCCCGCUCCCUUGCCGCCUCUUUUGACCCUCCCUGCCCCCCCUCGCCGUUUCCCACCGCCCGCCAUUCGCUCCUCCCCGCCCGUGCGCUCCCCUCCUUUACCUUCUCCUCCCCCCUCCCCUCCUCUGCUGCACGCCUCUUCCUUCCCCUCGCCGACCCACUCCACUCCCUGCCCCUCCUCAAUCCGCACCCUGCCCCUCGUAUCUCGCCCCCCUAUGCUUGGUUUCUCCCCUCCCUGCCCCUCGCCGCCUUUCCCCGCUCCCCACCUCCCCCCUCUCCCUGCCCCCCCCCACUCUCCCCCCCCCUUGUCCUUGGCUUCCUACCUCCCUGCCUCACCUUUCCCCCCUCCGUGUGCUCAGCUUCUCCCCUCCCUGCCCCUCCCUCCUCCCCGCCCUGCCCCUCAUUUUCCGCCCCCCCCCCCCCCACGCCCGGUUUCUCCCUCCCCGCGCCUCCCUUUCUUUCUCCGUGCCUCUCCUUUGCUCCCUCCCUGCCCCCGCCUGCCCAUGCCCCUGUCUUUGGCUUCUCCCCUCCCUGCCCCACGUUUCUUCCCUCCCUGCCCCCCGUCUGCCCCUCCCUUGUUUUCCCCUCACCCAUUGCUUCUCUCCUCCCUGCCCUUGAUUUCCCACACCCCUGCCCUCGUUUCCUAUCAUCCAUGCCCCUCCCCCUGCCCGUUGCUGCCCUCCCCUUGCCCCCUCAACUCCCCUGCCCCCCGUACACCCCAAGUCCCAUCCAACCGCCCCCACCCUCCCCCGGCUGCCCGUUUCCGCUCUCCACCCCCGCGACCGUGUGCGGCUUCCAACCGCCCAACGGUGGUGCGCACGGGGCGUUUCUUCGCAUGGGCAAGCCUCCCCGGGGGCCCCCCACCCCGCUGGGGUCGUUUCACACCCCCUGCCCCCUCAUGCCAUCCGCUCCCCCCGCCCCUACCCUCCGCGUGCCCGCUCCCUUGCCGCCUCUUUUGACCCUCCCUGCCCCCCCUCGCCGUUUCCCACCCGCCCGCCAUUCGCUCCUCCCCGCCCGUGCGCUCCCCUCCUUUACCUUCUCCUCCCCCCUCCCCUCCUCUGCUGCACGCCUCUUCCUUCCCCUCGCCGACCCACUCCACUCCCUGCCCCUCCUCAAUCCGCACCCUGCCCCUCGUAUCUCGCCCCCCUAUGCUUGGUUUCUCCCCUCCCUGCCCCUCGCCGCCUUUCCCCGCUCCCCACCUCCCCCCUCUCCCUGCCCCCCCCACUCUCCCCCCCCCCUUGUCCUUGGCUUCCUACCUCCCUGCCUCACCUUUCCCCCCUCCGUGUGCUCAGCUUCUCCCCUCCCUGCCCCUCCCUCCUCCCCGCCCUGCCCCUCAUUUUCCGCCCCCCCCCCCCCCACGCCCGGUUUCUCCCCUCCCCGCGCCUCCCUUUCUUUCUCCGUGCCUCUCCUUUGCUCCCUCCCUGCCCCCGCCUGCCCAUGCCCCUGUCUUUGGCUUCUCCCCUCCCUGCCCCACCCCCUGCCCGUUGCUGCCCCUCCCCUUGCCCCCUCAACUCCCCUGCCCCCCGUACACCCCCAAGUCCCAUCCAACCGCCCCCACCCUCCCCCGGCUGCCCGUUUCCGCUCUCCACCCCCGCGACCGUGUGCGGCUUCCAACCGCCCAACGGUGGUGCGCACGGGGCGUUUCUUCGCAUGGGCAAGCCUCCCCGGGGGCCCCCCACCCCGCUGGGUCGUUUCACACCCCCUGCCCCCUCAUGCCAUCCGCUCCCCCCGCCCCUACCCUCCGCGUGCCCGCUCCCUUGCCGCCUCUUUUGACCCUCCCUGCCCCCCUCGCCGUUUCCCACCGCCCGCCAUUCGCUCCUCCCCGCCCGUGCGCUCCCCUCCUUUACCUUCUCCUCCCCCCUCCCCUCCUCUGCUGCACGCCUCUUCCUUCCCCUCGCCGACCCACUCCACUCCCUGCCCUCCUCAAUCCGCACCCUGCCCCUCGUAUCUCGCCCCCCUAUGCUUGGUUUCUCCCCUCCCUGCCCCUCGCCGCCUUUCCCCGCUCCCCACCUCCCCCUCUCCCUGCCCCCCCACUCUCCCCCCCCCUUGUCCUUGGCUUCCUACCUCCCUGCCUCACCUUUCCCCCCUCCGUGUGCUCAGCUUCUCCCCUCCCUGCCCCUCCCUCCUCCCCGCCCUGCCCCUCAUUUUCCGCCCCCCCCCCACGCCCGGUUUCUCCCCUCCCCGCGCCUCCCUUUCUUUCUCCGUGCCUCUCCUUUGCUCCCUCCCUGCCCCCGCCUGCCCAUGCCCCUGUCUUUGGCUUCUCCCCUCCCUGCCCCACGUUUCUUCCCUCCUGCCCCCCGUCUGCCCCUCCCUUGUUUUCCCCUCACCCAUUGCUUCUCUCCUCCCUGCCCUUGAUUUCCCACACCCCUGCCCUCGUUUCCUAUCAUCCAUGCCCCUCGUUUCCCCCCCUUUGUACGUUCAGGCCUCUUCCCUCCCUGCCCCUCCCUUCCUCCCCCCUGCCCUUUGCUCUCCCCUCGUUACGCUCCCUUCUCCCCAUCCCUGCUGCCCUCUUACCACCAUCAGCCCAUCCCCACGACCAGCCCCCCUCCCACCCUUCAAUCCCCCCUCCCUCUCUCUCUCUCUCUCUCUCUCUCUCUCUCUCUCUUUCUCACACACACACACACACGCACACUCCCCUCCCCCACCCCCCCCACCUACAUCCUCCCAUUCUGCCCCUCCCUGCCCCUUUCCCACCCCCUCGCACGCCCCUCACCUCCCACCUCCGUGCAACUGGUUUCCCCCCUAUGGUGCCACCCUUGCAUCGCUCGCCCCUCUGCUCACCCUCUGCCCGCCCCUUUUCCGUGCCCUCAGUUGGCCCAGCCCCUGCCCGUUGCUGCCCCUCCCCUUGCCCCCUCAACUCCCCUGCCCCCCGUACACCCCAAGUCCCAUCCAACCGCCCCCACCCUCCCCCGGCUGCCCGUUUCCGCUCUCCACCCCCGCGACCGUGUGCGGCUUCCAACCGCCCAACGGUGGUGCGCACGGGGCGUUUCUUCGCAUGGGGCAAGCCUCCCCGGGGGCCCCCCACCCCGCUGGGUCGUUUCACAACCCCCUGCCCCCUCAUGCCAUCCGCUCCACCCCGCCCCUACCCUCCGCGUUGCCCGCUCCCUUUGCCGCCUCUUUUGACCCUCCCUGCCCCCCCUCGCCGGUUCCACCCGCCCGCCAUUCGCUCCUCCCCGCCCGUGCGCUCCCCUCCUUUACCUUCUCCUCCCCCCUCCCCUCCUCUGCUGCACGCCUCUUCCUUCCCCUCGCCGACCACUCCACUCCCUGCCCCUCCUCAAUCCGCACCCUGCCCCUCGUAUCUCGCCCCCCUAUGCUUGGUUCUCCCCUCCCUGCCCCUCGCCGCCUUUCCCCGCUCCCCACCUCCCCCCUCUCCCUGCCCCCCCCCACUCUCACCUUUCCCCCCUCCGUGUGCUCAGCUUCUCCCCUCCCUGCCCCCUCCCUCCUCCCCGCCCUGCCCUCAUUUUCCGCCCCCCCCCACGCCCGGUUUCUCCCCUCCCCGCGCCUCCCUUUCUUUCUCCGUGCCUCUCCUUUGCUCCCUCCCUGCCCCCGCCUGCCCAUGCCCCUGUCUUUGGCUUCUCCCCUCCCUGCCCCACGUUUCUUCCCUCCCUGCCCCCCGUCUGCCCCUCCCUGUUUCCCCCUCACCCCAUUGCUUCUCUCCUCCCUGCCCUUGAUUUCCCACACCCCUGCCCUCGUUUCCUAUCAUCCAUGCCCCUCGUUUCCCCCCUUUGUACGUUCAGCCUCUUCCCUCCCUGCCCCUCCCUUCCUCCCCCCCUGCCCUUUGCUCUCCCCUCGUUACGCUCCCUCUCCCCCAUCCCUGCUGCCCUCUUACCACAUCAGCCCAUCCCCACGACCAGCCCCCCUCCCACCCUUCAAUCCCCCCCUCCUCUCUCUCUCUCUCUCUCUCUCUCUCUCUUUCUCUCACACACACACACACACGCACACUCCCCUCCCCCACCCCCCCCCACCUACAUCCUCCCAUUUCUGCCCUCCCUGCCCCUUUCCCACCCCCUCGCACGCCCCUCACCUCCCACCUCCGUGCAACUGCCCCUGCCCGUUGCUGCCCCUCCCCUUGCCCCCUCAACUCCCCUGCCCCCCGUACACCCCAAGUCCCAUCCAACCGCCCCCACCCUCCCCCGGCUGCCCGUUUCCGCUCUCCACCCCCGCGACCGUGUGCGGCUUCCAACCGCCCAACGGUGGUGCGCACGGGGCGUUUCUUCGCAUGGGCAAGCCUCCCCGGGGGCCCCCCACCCCGCUGGGUCGUUUCACACACCCCUGCCCCCUCAUGCCAUCCGCUCCCCCCCGCCCCUACCCCCGCGUGCCCGCUCCCUUGCCGCCCGCCUCUUUUGACCCUCCCUGCCCCCCUCGCCGUUCCCACCGCCCGCCAUUCGCUCCUCCCCGCCCGUGCGCUCCCCUCCUUUACCUUCUCCUCCCCCCUCCCCUCCUCUGCUGCACGCCUCUUCCUUCCCCUCGCCGACCCACUCCACUCCUGCCCCUCCUCAAUCCGCACCCUGCCCUCGUAUCUCGCCCCCCUAUGCUUGGUUUCUCCCCUCCCUGCCCCUCGCCGCCUUUCCCCGCUCCCCACCUCCCCCCUCUCCCUGCCCCCCCCACUCUCCCCCCCCCUUGUCCUUGGCUUCCUACCUCCCUGCCUCACCUUUCCCCCCUCCGUGUGCUCAGCUUCUCCCUCCCUGCCCCUCCCUCCUCCCCGCCCUGCCCCUCAUUUUCCGCCCCCCCCCCCCACCCCGGUUUCUCCCCUCCCCGCGCCUCCCUUUCUUCUCCGUGCCUCUCCUUUGCUCCCUCCCUGCCCCCGCCUGCCCAUGCCCCUGUCUUUGGCUUCUCCCCUCCCUGCCCCACGUUUCUUCCCUCCCUGCCCCCGUCUGCCCCUCCCUUGUUUUCCCCUCACCCAUUGCUUCUCUCCUCCCUGCCCUUGAUUUCCCACACCCCCUGCCCUCGUUUCCUAUCAUCCAUGCCCCUCUUUUCCCCCCUUUGUACGUUCAGCCUCUUCCUCCCUGCCCCUCCCUCUCCCCCCCCUGCCCUUUGCUCUCCCCUCGUUACGCUCCCUUCUCCCCAUCCCUGCUGCCCUCUCCCACCAUCAGCCCAUCCCACGACCAGCCCCCCUCCCACCCUUCAAUCCCCCCCUCCCUCUCUCUCUCUCUCUCUCUCUCUCUCUCUCUCUCUCUUUCUCACACACACACACACACGCACACUCCCCUCCCCCACCCCCCCCCACCUACAUCCUCCCAUUCUGCCCCUCCCUGCCCCUUUCCCACCCCCUCGCACGCCCCUCACCUCCCACCUCCGUGCAACUGGUUUCCCCCCUAUGGUGCCACCCUUGCAUCGCUCGCCCCUCUGCUCACCCUCUGCCCGCCCCUUUUCCGUGCCCUCAGUUGGCCCAGCCCCUGCCCGUUGCUGCCCCUCCCCUUGCCCCCUCAACUCCCCUGCCCCCCGUACACCCCAAGUCCCAUCCAACCGCCCCCACCCUCCCCCGCUGCCCGUUUCCGCUCUCUCCACCCCCGCGACCGUGUGCGGCUUCCAACCGCCCAACGGUGGUGCGCACGGGGCUCCACACCCCUGCCCCCUCAUGCCAUCCGCUCCCCCCGCCCCUACCCUCCGCGUGCCCGCCUCCCUUGCCGCCUCUUUUGACCCUCCCUGCCCCCCUCGCCGUUUCCCACCGCCCGCCAUUCGCUCCUCCCCGCCCGUGCGCUCCCCUCCUUUACCUUCUCCUCCCCCCUCCCCUCCUCUGCUGCACGCCUCUUCCUUCCCCUCGCCGACCCACUCCACUCCCUGCCCCUCCUCAAUCCGCACCCUGCCCCUCGUAUCUCGCCCCCCUAUGCUUGGUUUCUCCCCUCCCUGCCCCUCGCCGCCUUUCCCCGCUCCCCACCUCCCCCCUCUCCCUGCCCCCCCCACUCUCCCCCCCCCCCUUGUCCUUGGCUUCCUACCUCCCUGCCUCACCUUUCCCCCUCCGUGUGCUCAGCUUCUCCCCUUCCUGCCCCUCCCUCCUCCCCGCCCUGCCCCUCAUUUUCCGCCCCCCCCCCCCCCACGCCGUUUCUCCCCUCCCCCUCCCCGCGCUCCCUUUCUUUCUCCGUGCCUCUCCUUUGCUCCCUCCCUGCCCCCGCCUGCCCAUGCCCCUGUCUUUGGCUUCUCCCCUCCCUGCCCCACGUUUCUUCCCUCCCUGCCCCCCGUCUGCCCCUCCCUUGUUUUCCCCUCACCCAUUGCUUCUCUCCUCCCUGCCCUUGAUUUCCCACACCCCUGCCCUCGUUUCCUAUCAUCCAUGCCCCUCGUUUCCCCCCUUUGUACGUUCAGCCUCUUCCCUCCCUGCCCCUCCCUUCCUCCCCCCCUGCCCUUUGCUCUCCCCUCGUUACGCUCCCUUCUCCCAUCCCUGCUGCCCUCUUACCACCAUCAGCCCAUCCCCACGACCAGCCCCCCUCCCACCCUUCAAUCCCCCCCUCCCUCUCUCUCUCUCUCUCUCUCUCUCUCUCUCUCUCUCUCUUUCUCACACACACACACACACGCACACUCCCCUCCCCCACCCCCCCCACCUACAUCCUCCCAUUCUGCCCCUCCCUGCCCCUUUCCCACCCCCUCGCACGCCCCUCUCACUCCCACCUCCGUGCAACUG
Molecule: messenger RNA, 22422 nt
Organism: Closterium sp. NIES-65
Lineage: Eukaryota; Viridiplantae; Streptophyta; Zygnematophyceae; Desmidiales; Closteriaceae
Source: the annotation of a GenBank genome assembly